AUGUCGGAGACUGUAAUUCCUGUGUAUCUCAAGAACGGCGAAGAAGUAAAAGUCAAUGACCACGUCUACUGCUCACCGCCUUGGGCAGUUCGUGAUGGCACGCCAUACUCUGUUGCGCGAAUAAUGGAGUUCUUGCCACCAGAAGAUGCACCGAAGGGUCCAGAGGGCAAACUGUGUUUUUAUAGCCGCGUUCGUCUUGCGUGGUAUUAUCGACCAAGCGACGUGAGCGACCGUCCCGUCACCGACUCCCGAAUCCUAUUGGCUGCCAUCUAUUCCGAAAUCUGCGACAUCAAUCAACUCCGCGCCAAAUGCUAUGUCGUUCAUCGCGAUAAAAUUUCAGACCUUUCAGGCUGGAAGAAACGCCCGGACCGCUUUUAUUUCAAUCGCCUUUUUGACCCAUACAUCAAAAGGGAAUUCGAGGUCAUUCAGUCAGUAGACUGUCGCAAUCUGCCAGAUAACAUCAGAGACACACUUAUAGAACGUUACGAAUAUGUUGUGGUGGAGAAAGAGGUGGUUCCGGACCUCACUGACGUCCUGCGUCUCUGUGAUUCUUGCCAAAUUUGGUGUCCAAGUGCCGACUCUGUUCAGUGCGACGGUUGCAAACGAUUCUUUCAUAUGGGAUGCGUCCAGCCCCCUCUAGCUGCCAAGCCAUCGAGAGGCUAUGGCUGGACCUGCGCUCCUUGCUCUAAACGGCACGAAGAAGAGGUUGAUAGUCGUGAUCGACCUCUCAAUACCGGAUUCCCACGCAAAACCAACGCUCCAGCUAUGCGUGGCCGUGGCCGGCCUCGGAAAGAUCGCUUACAGGCUGAGAAAGAGGAGAAACUCGAUAUCAAGCACUUUCGCAUGUGGCCCUUCCGGUAUUUCGGUCAGCAUACUGUCGCGGAAGAUACUCUGGACCCAGAAGACUUGAUAUUUCCUCGAACUGCCAUCAGACUUGGGGCCAAGUUUCAAGCUCUUGUGCCAGAUGAUAUCGUCAACACGGAACCUCAUGCAGAACAAGAUGCCCGCGGUGGGGAUAAUACUGUGGAAGUAUUGAGCGCGAUCAACAUUUUGAGUGAUUCCGAAGCUGCUGAAAUGGAAUCUUGCAAAGCCCGGCUUACGAACGACAAGGGUCUUCGAUCCAGCGUUGACUGGUUGACAGAAGUCAUCCACCGAUUUUCCGUCGCAGCGCUCACCGCUCGUCCGUUUUCGACUGUGAACAUGAAAUCACCCAUGCGUCUGGAGAAGUGGAAACGGACAGAAACUCGCUACAUGGACAAACCGUGGGGCCCAGAAGAAAUCGCUGCUUUCGAAGAUGGCCUCGCAGCCCAUGGAGCAGAACUUCGCGCCGUCAGGGAAGAAGUUCCCACGCGAUCGAUAUAUGAAGUAGUGCGCUUCUAUGGACAUUGGAAGUGUGCUCGACUGGGUGAGGAAAAUCGCCGUAUACUGGAGCAUGGCAAACCUGUGAAGCCACCGGCCAAGCAAUAUCGCAGUCUCGAAGAAGCAGCCGCUGGUCAGCAUGUCGGGCCAUCGGAAGAUGAGGGUUCAGUCCUUCAUCCCUCCAAGACUGCGACAUGUGGGGCGUGUCGCACCCGCGAAUCCAAGACGUGGUGGAAGGCGCCAAAGGGGCUGAGUACGAGUAUCCUUUGUGAAACUUGUGGGACCAAUUGGCGUAAAUAUGCUGACCUCAAUGUUCGUCCUACAAGGGAAGAGUCCGUUCCAGUGGCGGCCGUUGUUGCAAAGAAGCCCGCUGAAAAGGUUGCUCCCCCAGAAAAGCGGGAAGGGACGCCACUCCAAGGUCCGGUGGCGAAACGAGCAAGAACAUCAACCUCUGCGCAAUCUACCCCACCUCCAGCACUCUCCACUGCGCCGCAACUCCGAUGUAUGGCCUGCCACAAGAAUGGUCCUCUUGGUAAGGUCCUACAGUGUAAACGAUGUUCGUUCCGUGUUCAUGCUGGUGUUUGCGGUGCCAUUGUUGGUCCUAAUUCCGUCGAUUCAUGGAUAUGUGACGUAUGCAAGAACGAAGAACUACAAGAAGCCGCCCUGAAUUCAGAGUGUCUCGUUUGUCCUAGAGAACGCAAAGGAGUAGUCAAGCCCGCUGUUCCUCCCAAUCCCCUGCCACCGGACUCGUAUUUGCAUGCUCGUAAGCCGACCGAGGGCCAGGGUUGGACCCAUGUCCUUUGUUCAGUCUUCAUGAACGAGAUAACGUAUACCGAUGCGUCACGGCUACGUUGCGUGGAAGGUCUAAGCUCCAUCGCCCGACACCGCUGGACAACACGAUGUAGCAUAUGCCACCAAACAGAGGGAGCCGUCAUUCGAUGUUCCGACUGCAACAGAGAAUACCAUGCGUCUUGUGCAUGGAAACAGGGCUAUAAAUUUGGCUUUGAGAUCCAGCCAGUCAAGAGCUCACGACGAGACACCACUACCAUGAUCACGUUCAAGGGGGAAUCCGGUUGUAUGGGACCGAUUGUCUCGUGCAAGGAACACCAACGAAGUAAACGUGACAUGUACGGCCUCUGCGAAAUGAAUGAAGGGGGAGAGACUGCACUUCAAGUUUAUUGUCGGGCCUACAAGCAGGCGCCUGUGACUCAAGCUCAUGGACUCCUCCGUAAAGCCCGUCGUUUGGACCCUCUCUUCCGCCUCGAUGCCUACCAAGCAGAACAAGACGAUCCGGAAUGUUUCCGCUGUCGAACACAUUUCUCCCCUGCCUUUUAUCCAGUCAAGACUCAGGGUGAAAACACGUUUGCUUGUCAUUCUUGCCACUUUCUUGAUAACGUCGCGGACUCUGCGAUGCUAGUCGACGUCCAUUGA
This is a messenger RNA of Mycena indigotica, 2790 nucleotides long. Its product is annotated as Zinc finger protein 1. Bases 1 to 2790 code for a protein of 929 amino acids. The record is from RefSeq and is a predicted model, not a curated record. Gene Ontology annotation, cellular component: Lid2 complex. Lineage: Eukaryota; Fungi; Basidiomycota; Agaricomycetes; Agaricales; Mycenaceae. Gene Ontology annotation, molecular function: ubiquitin-protein transferase activity; sequence-specific DNA binding; chromatin binding. Gene Ontology annotation, biological process: histone catabolic process. The transcript has 15 exons.